CGACGAUGAUGACGAUGAUGAUGAUGACAAUGAUGAUCUUCAAAUUAUAAAAGCCAAAAAGCCAUCUUGUGAUUUCAUUUUAUUCCUUUUUUUCAGGUCUGCGAGAUGAAUGAUGGAUCAAAGGCGGUGAAACUUGGAGAUUUUGGAUUAGCAACCGAUGCAAAACAACCCUUGUUCGUUGUUUGCGGAACCCCUACUUAUGUGGCCCCGGAUAUUCUGUCAGAAAAAGGUCCAAGCAACAACCAAGAAGAAUAAUUUGACAAGAUCCUAAGUGGACAUUUUGAAUUCAUUUCACCAUUCUGGGACGAGGUUUCGAGUUCCGCGAAGGACUUGAUUGAACACAUGCUUCAGGUAGAUCCAGAAAUGAGGUUCUGCGCUGCCGAGGUUUUGGACCAUCCUUGGGUUGCUAAUGACACUGCGAAAGAUAACAAAUUACAUGUGGCCAAGGAACUUAACCAAUAUUUCACACGUACCAAAAAACCAAAAGAUGGUUUGGCAGUCAUAGCAUCGACUGCUCUCGAUAAAGGGUCCAAGUACUUCCGGGGCCGCGGAGCCUUUACUGUGCACCCGAAACAGGACGAAGUCUUUUAAGCUCCACCAAUGUUCCUUCCACAUCUACUUUUAUUGAAUUUUCAUUGAAACACAACAACAACAACGACAACAAGAAGCACAAAGCUAUUUGAAUUCUCGGCGACUCCAGCAAUAGCAAGAACACUAAAAAAAAAACUGCAGUGGAUGCGCAAUGGCCCGGUGGUUAGGGCAGCGGAUUCGUGGUCGGAGGAUCGCGGUUUCGAUUCCCAGACCGGGCGUUGUGUGUGUUUAUUGAGCGAAAACGCCUAAAAGCUCCACGAGGCUCCGGCAGGGGGUGGUGGCGACCCCUGUUGUACUCAUUUGCCACAACUUUCUCUCACUCUCUCUUUCUGUUUCUUGGGUAACGUCCCGUCCUGCUGGGGUGGGGGUCACAUACGCCACAGAAACCGGGAAACCCGGCCCAUGAGCCCGGCUAGGCUUGAAAUGGGCGAAUUUAUUUUGUGGAGGCGCAAUGGCCCAGUGGUUAGGGCUGUGGAUUCGUGGUCGGAGGAUC
Octopus sinensis (East Asian common octopus) is the source of this 1084-nucleotide messenger RNA. RefSeq names its product calcium/calmodulin-dependent protein kinase type 1-like. Lineage: Eukaryota; Metazoa; Mollusca; Cephalopoda; Octopoda; Octopodidae. The transcript has 5 exons. Bases 343 to 591 code for a protein of 82 amino acids. The record is from RefSeq and is a predicted model, not a curated record.